This is a messenger RNA of Psammomys obesus (fat sand rat), 2041 nucleotides long. It is a transcript of the gene CUNH19orf47, whose product is annotated as chromosome unknown C19orf47 homolog. The coding region runs from base 143 to 1330 and encodes 395 amino acids. Gene Ontology annotation, cellular component: nucleus. The transcript is spliced from 11 exons. NCBI's taxonomy places the organism in Eukaryota, Metazoa, Chordata, Mammalia, Rodentia, Muridae. The record is from RefSeq and is a predicted model, not a curated record.
CCGACAGUUGGCGCGACCCGGAGGGCGGGCAGGCGGCUCCUGGGGGUGCGGGCCGGCAGGGCCAGGCCCGUCAUGCAAAGCCACUGAGAUGUGCGUAUUCUCAGUUCCUGGCACAGAGUGAGCACUCCUGAGGACCUGCUCCAUGGGCUUCAGAAUCAGAGAGAACUUGCUUUUCAGUCUCAGAAAGGCUCCAAGAAGCAGGGUCAAGGCCAGGGAGACGAUGGUCUCAGUGACUAUGGCCACUUCCGAGUGGAUCCAGUUCUUCAAGGAAGCCGGCAUUCCCCCAGGACCUGCUGUUAAUUAUGCUGUGAUGUUUGUGGAUAAUCGGAUCCAGAAGAGCAUGCUGCUAGAUCUCAAUAAGGAAAUCAUGAACGAGCUGGGCGUGACCGUAGUGGGUGACAUCAUUGCCAUCCUCAAGCAUGCCAAGGUGGUACACCGCCAGGACAUGUGCAAAGCCGCCACGGAGUCGGUGCCCUGCGGCCCCAGCCCCCUCCAGGGUGAGCUUCGCCGGGGCGCCUCUAGUGCCGCUUCUCGAAUGAUCACCAACAGCCUGAACCAUGACUCUCCACCACACACCCCCCCACGGCGCUCAGACACCAGCACCUCCAAGAUCUCUGUCACCGUGUCCAACAAGAUGGCGGCAAAGAAUGCCAAGUCUGCUGCGCUGGCGCACAGGGAAGAGGAAAGCCUGGUUCCCACCAAGCGGCGUCGGGUCACAGCUGAGAUGGAGGGAAAGUACAUCAUCCACAUGCCCAAGGGGACCACGCCUCGGACCCGCAAGAUCCUGGAGCAGCAGCAGGCUGCCAAAGGUCUCCAUAGAACAUCUGUGUUUGAUCGCCUUGGCGCGGAGACCAGAGCAGACACGACGACGGGAACCAAGCCCACGGGAGUUUUCAGCCGCUUAGGGGCCACCCCAGAGAUGGAUGAGGAUCUGGCCUGGGACAGUGACAAUGACAGCAGCAGCUCUGUCUUGCAGUAUGCUGGGGUCCUGAAGAAGUUAGGACGGGACCCAACCAAGGCCAGUCCCCAGCCAGCACUGACUGUCAGAGCCAAGGCCACAAGCUCUGCAAGCACAACAGCUACCACUGCAAAGCUGCGGCGCCCGGCACUCCCCUCUCGCCCUGGGCUGGAGAAGAAGUCGGAGUCCCUGCCCAAAGUCAGCGUCCUUCAGAGACUGGGCAAGGCUGCCCUUGUGUCUGAGGCACAGGACAGCCAGGUCACAAGCACCAAGAGCCCGACCGUCCGCUGCAUCCUGCCCGACCCUCCUGCACCUCUGGCCUCCCAGCGGCCCCCUCGUCGACGAUGGCGUCGAGCCUGUAAAGACUGUUAGCUGCCUUCCAGUCCCAGGCUGGAGGGACCCCCCAGACCUCGGCCCGCAACUGGGCCACCUCUGUUUCCCUGCCCUGGCUGUCUUUUUUCUUUGGUGGGUGGUGGGCAGCAGACAUCGGGAAGGGGAGGGGUGCUGAGGAAAGAUGACAGCUAUUUUAAUAUAUUUUUGUGACUUGCAAACUGUUUCCUUCCCCCUCCUUCAGUGGGAGUCACAGCUCUUCUUCACACCAGCGCGGUGGGGUGGUGGGCACUGGAGACGGGCUAAGUUAAAGGGAGUAAUGGUGACAGAGGAAGCCGUUCCCUCCCCUACAAGCUGCAGUGGUCUGUCCCUGUGGCCUCCCCAUCGAUUUCACCGUUCUCCUGUGCGUCGCAGAGGUAGAAUCUCAUUCUGGAGCUCUAGCUUGCCUGGAACUUGAUAUGUAGACCAGGCUGGCUUUGAACUCUCAAGAGACCAGUGUGCCUCUGCCUCCCAACUGCUGGGAUUAAAGGCUUUUGCCACCAUACCCAGCUGGCUUGCUUUCUUUCCUUUUCCUUUUCCUCUUCCUCUUCCUCUUCCUCUCCUCUCCUCUCCUCUCUCCUCUCUUCUCUCCUCCCCUUCCCUCCCCUCCCCUUCCUUUCCCUCCCCUUCUCUCCUCUCCUCCUCUAAAACCCAAGGAGGCCCAAACUUGCUUUAUAGUUGAGGAAGUCUUAAAACAUCUUUCUUUAAAAACAA